AUGCUCUGUCGCUCAAGAGGAAGACUUAGUGGGUUUGACGUAAAAGCCUUGUAUCCAUACGGUGUUCCCAAACGUACCUUUCCAUACCGUGAGCAUCCCAAACAGAUUUCCACAGCACCCACAGCUGGCGGAUUUUACAUUACAAAACAUGCCCUUGGUUGGCCUUUUCAGAUUCCAUUUGAAUGGCUUUUCUACAGGACAUCCAUCGCCGCCUUUAUCGCUUGCGUGGUAUACGACCUUUUCUUUGGAAUUCCUCUUCCACUAAUGAAGGAAAUUCCACCAGGAGCGCCAAAGCAUUUUUUUCUUAACAAUGCAGGUGGGUCUCCGCAUCACUUUUGGCAGUAUCAAGAUGGAUGGAAGGUGCCAAAUAUGUCUGGCGCGCGUCGUUGGGUAGAUUAG
Trypanosoma conorhini is the source of this 399-nucleotide messenger RNA. RefSeq lists its product as uncharacterized. The coding region runs from base 1 to 399 and encodes 132 amino acids. NCBI's taxonomy places the organism in Eukaryota, Euglenozoa, Kinetoplastea, Trypanosomatida, Trypanosomatidae. The transcript has a single exon. The record is from RefSeq and is a predicted model, not a curated record.